Messenger RNA from Phasianus colchicus (ring-necked pheasant), 1823 nucleotides. NCBI's taxonomy places the organism in Eukaryota, Metazoa, Chordata, Aves, Galliformes, Phasianidae. The record is from RefSeq and is a predicted model, not a curated record.
AAUAAUAUACAAGUUGAACAGUACAAAUUAUACUUGUAUAGGUUAUGCAAUGAUGAAAUUAAUACUGUUGGGAAUUUUUUACCCCUGUGAAAUUAAGGGUAGGAUAAAGAUUUAUUUUAAUAAAAACUGUUAGUUUUAAAAUAUACGUUUAGAGAUCCAUCUUAUUAUACUAACCAAAAUAUCACUUACAUAGGAGAGAGAAGUGUGGAAUGAAUGCAUAGGCAAAAAAAAAAAAAAAAUUGAACAGCUACAGGAUGCUACAAAAUAAGGCCAAAACAAAUUAGUAUAGUUGUUUUUGCAGGCUUUGUCUUAGCUUGCAGUAUCACCGGAGGAUAUUGACUGCCGAUAAAAUCAGGGUAGGAAAGCAACACUUUCAUUAAAAUAUUAUGAAUUUGGAAACAGUCUCUGCUUUUCUCUCUCUUCAGCAUCAAGAAAAUGAUCUAUAUCUCAUCUUGCUUGAAAACCAUUCUACCAGCUGUAAUUAUUUGUCACCUUUCGGAAGAUAUCAUAAAUUAUUUUUAAUUAAAACCAGUAUUUUGAUACAGCUCUGCUAUCUCUGAUGGAAAUAGUUUUAAACUUCCUCUGUGCUUACCGCCAAUUUUCUGCAAUACAGCCUUAGGAGGAGGAAUUUGCACUGCACUGUUCAAUAGCAACAGGUCUUAAGAGUAUAAAGGAUGAAAUUCUCAAGGGUCUUUAUGUCAUGGAUGGAAAUGGAAUCAUUACUGUAUUUUUGAACUUCUGCUAACGUCAUUGACACCCACCUACAGUCCACUAGAAAUAUAAGUGCAGAGAUCAGUUCAUUCACAGAUCAUAAGGAGACUAAGCAAGAAGGGGCAAGCCAGAGCAAAAUUCACUGGUAAGCUUUAUUUUAAAGAGAGUGAAAGGUAGAAUGUGAUUAUCUUUUUUUUUCUUGACUGAAGGUGUGAAACUGUUCUUCAGUAUCUUAUGCCAGACUGUACUAUUAUUACUUUUAUUAAUAUAUGUAGUACGUUCUCCUUUUGUGCAGUUUUAAAAAUUGAGUUAUCUGGAUCUCAGGCCACAGUUUUGCAUGAUCCUUGGAGCCUGUAGACUGGAUGCUUUAACUAUUCGGCCAGUGAAAAUAGUUGUAAUGUAAUUACAAAUGUAAAUUUACAGAUGCAAAUAUCCUCUCUUAAGCGUCAAACUGGUCCCUUUCAGGAAGAAACCAGUAUCUAGAAAUAACUUUGAUAUGGGAAACGCUUAUUUACUUCCUAGUACAUUAGUACAGAACCUAAAAAGUUCAUGGCACACAGAUUUAAUCUGUAGUAAGCAGAUUUUUCUUGCCAUGGAUGAGUUAUUUCCAGAACUCCUCUGGAUUGCUUUAUUUGUUGGUGGUGACAGUUCUGUAGGGCUGGUUCUUUGUCCUUCUUGCAGAUAGUCUGUUCAUCUCUUCGACAUGUGGAAACUGGUGCUCCUGGGACUAUAUACAAUGUUGGCUGUCAGAGGAUUGGCAAAGGGUGCUCCUUUCGAACCAGAAGAAAAAUGGAAACCUCUAGAUAAUCCUAGAAACAGAGACUUGUUUUUCAGAACACUCCAGGCAUACUUUUCAGGUCGGGGUCUCGAUCUCAGAAAUUUCCCAGCUACUUUCACUGUGAACAAUGAAGGACCAAGGCCGGUCAUGUUCUACUCAGAUCCCAUUGCUUCUGCAUUUGCAGAUUAUGAAGAAAGGAAAAAUUCUUUUCCAAAUGACUUCAAAGGCUAAAAGAUGCUGCUGACCAAGGUGUUAACUUUCGGACUUCGUGCCAAGUGCUCACCUCCACAGCAAAGUGCUACUGCCUUGCCUUCUCCCGUGCCACCCCGCAGCU